This is a messenger RNA of Dipodomys spectabilis (banner-tailed kangaroo rat), 3924 nucleotides long. RefSeq names its product calcium/calmodulin dependent protein kinase kinase 2 (gene Camkk2). Bases 148 to 1881 code for a protein of 577 amino acids. The transcript is spliced from 17 exons. Gene Ontology annotation, biological process: activation of protein kinase activity; protein phosphorylation; CAMKK-AMPK signaling cascade. Gene Ontology annotation, molecular function: ATP binding; protein kinase activity. The record is from RefSeq and is a predicted model, not a curated record. NCBI's taxonomy places the organism in Eukaryota, Metazoa, Chordata, Mammalia, Rodentia, Heteromyidae.
CGGAGAGCCGCGCGCGGCCGCGGAGCCUGCGGAGCCGAACCGGGGACCCCGAGCGCCGGAGGCGGCGGCGCCGAGCCCAGGUGGCAGUGCUGCGGAUGGAGGAGCGCUGCGGAUGGUGUGCUGGUGGGUGAAGUCGGCCCUCGCAUCAUGUCAUCAUGUGUCUCUAGCCAGCCCAGCAGUGACCAGACCACCCCCCAGGAUGAACUGGGGGGCAGGGCCAGCAGCAGUGAAGGCCAGAAGCCCUGUGAGGCCCUCCAGGGCCUCUCCUCCCUGAGCAUCCGCUUGAGCAUGGAGUCCUUCAUCGUGGUUCCUGAGUGUGAGCCGGGCCGGGCUGUGGAUCUCCGCCUGGCCCGGGGCCGGACGCUGGAGACUGAUGGCCACGAAGUCUCCCUUAACGCGUCAGGGUCCCAGGCCCGGUUCUCAGCUCGAAAACUGUCCCUGCAGGAGCAACCCCAGGGUAGGCUGACUGCUGGCAGCCCUGAUGUGAACGGUCGCUGCGCCCCCUCCCUGUCCUACUCGCCCGCCAGCUCCCCGCAGUCCUCACCACGGCUUCCCCGGCGGCCCACGGUGGAGUCUCACCACGUCUCCAUCACAGGCAUGCAGGACUGUGUGCAGUUGAAUCAGUACACACUGAAGGACGAGAUUGGAAAGGGCUCCUAUGGUGUGGUCAAGUUGGCUUACAAUGAAAAUGACAAUACCUACUAUGCGAUGAAGGUGCUGUCCAAAAAGAAGCUCAUCCGACAGGCAGGCUUUCCACGUCGCCCCCCACCUCGCGGUACCCGCCCAGCUCCUGGGGGCUGUGUUCAGCCCCGGGGUCCCAUUGAGCAAGUGUACCAGGAAAUUGCCAUCCUCAAGAAGUUGGACCACCCUAAUGUGGUGAAGUUGGUAGAGGUCCUGGAUGACCCCAAUGAGGACCAUCUGUACAUGGUGUUCGAGCUCGUCAACCAGGGGCCUGUGAUGGAAGUGCCUACCCUCAAACCGCUCUCUGAAGACCAGGCCCGUUUCUACUUCCAGGAUCUGAUCAAAGGCAUCGAGUACUUACACUACCAGAAGAUCAUCCACCGGGACAUCAAACCUUCCAACCUCCUGGUAGGAGAAGAUGGGCACAUCAAGAUUGCUGAUUUUGGUGUGAGCAAUGAGUUCAAGGGCAGUGAUGCCCUCCUCUCCAACACUGUGGGCACACCUGCCUUCAUGGCACCCGAGUCGCUCUCAGAAACCCGCAAGAUCUUCUCUGGGAAGGCCUUGGAUGUUUGGGCCAUGGGUGUGACACUGUACUGCUUUGUCUUUGGCCAGUGCCCAUUCAUGGAUGAGCGGAUCAUGUGUUUGCACAGUAAGAUCAAGAGUCAGGCCCUGGAAUUUCCAGACCAGCCUGACAUAGCUGAGGACUUGAAGGACCUGAUCACCCGUAUGUUGGACAAGAACCCCGAGUCUAGGAUUAUGGUGCCGGAAAUCAAGCUGCACCCUUGGGUCACGAGGCACGGGGCCGAGCCACUGCCAUCGGAGGACGAGAACUGCACGCUGGUGGAGGUGACGGAAGAGGAGGUGGAGAAUUCAGUCAAACACAUUCCCAGCCUGGCGACCGUGAUCCUGGUGAAGACCAUGAUCCGGAAGCGCUCCUUCGGGAACCCGUUUGAGGGCAGUCGGCGGGAGGAGAGAGCCUCGUCUGUGCCUGGGACUCUGCUCAUCAAAAAGCCAACCAGGGAGUGGGAGCCCCUGUCUGAGCCCAAGGAAGCAAGGCAGCGAAGAGCUGGCCCCCGCAGGGGAGGAGGAAGUGAUCUUGUGAAAGGUGGUCCCUGCGUGCAAAGUUGGGGGGUCCUGGCCCCUGGCUCCCCCACGCAUAAGCCUCCACAGCAGCCUGAAGAGGUGAUGGAGCCGGAGUAGCGUGUGGACCGCUCGACCUCGCAUGCCUGGCUGUGCUGCCCCGCGCAUGCCUGGCUGUGCUGCCCCGCGUGGGCGGCCGCACCGCGUUUCCAUAGCCGCAUGUCCUACGGAAACCCGCACGUGUAGAGCCUUGACCGUCAUCUCUGGUUACUUGUUUUCUUCCUUGUUAUUUUAAAGGGGACAAAAAAAAAAAAAAAAGACCCUGUGAUGUUGUGGCCGCUGGCUGGCUGGACCCACAGGUAUGAGUUGCAGACCCAAAUCCAUGUGCACUUUGGGACAGUUGCUUUUUAAAAUGUUUUUAUGCCAAAAACAACAACAACAACAAAGAAACAACCUUCAUUGGGAAUUCAGAGCCCUGUGAGAUGUUCUGAGUGAGCGUGCGCAGGCGUGGACUGUCGGGAAGCAGGCACGCACGAUGUGGCUGUUUCCAGAGGGAGUAGAAAGUUCAGGUCACUCCUGUGAAAACCCCAAGCCGUGGAAUCUUCCAGAACAGUGCCUGGAGAGCAGGGCUGGCACUCAGAGCUGCAGGGAGCUGCCACACAAUUCAUACGCCAGAAGGACUUAUGAAUGCUUUGAUGUCAGGAUAAUCAGAAGGGCUGCAAGUCGUAUUGCUUCGUAAAAUGGAUUUUCCAGCCUAGCAGGGGUUCGCCAGGCGUGGUAGGGAAAGGCUUCGCCUGGGCUCCUGCUGGUGCACAGUGGGUCUCUGGUGGUGGCUGGCCAGGCACUAGUGAAGCUCGUUGUUAAAUGAUAAAAACUUUAGGGUGAAAUCCUACACUUCCAUGUACAUUACAUGGCUUACGAUUCAACAUACAAAUGAAUUCCAGUUCUCUAGACUGAACUCUAGGGAAGUUGUAGAAGAUUCAGUUGUCUAGACUGAACUCUAGAGAAGUUCAGAAGUUACUUGGAGCUUCCAGGUCUUGUGUCACGGCUCCAGCCUGGUGACACCUGCGCCUGUGUAUCAGCAGCUCCACUGCCAUGCCUCUGAGCUUUCCUUUCAUCCUAGCUGCUUGUGUGAACCCCACUGCAGCUUCCAGGGCCACGUGGGGAUGCCGAGAUUCAGUGGCCAUCCUUGGCAGCACAAUGUGAGGGUACACACGGUGAAAUGGGGACACCCUUUCGGAACAUUGUUGAGACUCCGGGUCCAAGCAACCCAGGGCUUGGCACAGGAAGUUACCUUUGGUAACCAGUAGCCCAGAGCAAAAAAGGUGAUUUUUUUUUUCCUUCCAACCAAUCUUGGGAAGUUUGGUUGAGGUUUGGAUGUGACUGUUGCUGCCAUCCAGGGGUGGGUGUGCGUGAGGUUCAAGGGGAGGGCAGCUGGAAGGGCUGUCUUGAGCUCUGCUCCCCAGUGCAUUGCAGGGAAAUGGGGUGUUGAUAACAGAGCUCGGAAGACCCCGUUUCUCUUGUUUUCUGCCUUGGUUCUGGGACUUUCUACAGAGAGAGAGCGAGGCUGGUUCCCCUGCCCAGAGCCACAGAGUGCUGGCAUUCUUGGCUUCCAUAGGUUUUUCUUAUGCUCUUGACUGUAGUUUAGCCAGACUUUUCUUGUGUAAGUAUAGCAUUAGGGCAUGCUGGUUCUGAAGAGCAAGGACUCCGGUCUCGGAGGGGUCCCUCGCCUGCUUGCUUUGUGUCUGUAGUCAAGUAUUUCCUCUUGCCCUCCCCCUCUUUCAGGGGAAAGCACCCAGUAGCUCCACCCUCCAGUAGCAGAUGGGGUCUGGUAAGUUCGCAAUAGCACCUUGCAGUGGUUUAAGCCAACCAGUCCUUAGUCUCCAUCCAACCUGCCUGGGUGGACACCAGCCUGGGGAAGGAAGGGUGCAGCGCAGAACUCUCCGGAGCCCCUUGUGUUUACACAACAGCAUCAGGCAAUGCCAUUUCUCAUUUCUCCUACCACGGAACCUUCCAUCCAAGAUGUCCUAUGUGGAAUGCCAGCCACCAGGCAACAAACAGAUGUUCAGGCAGGUGGUGGGGGAAGGGCCACAUCAAUAACAUUAAAAAAAAAAAAUAGCAGGGUGCUGGUGGCUCAGGCCUGUCAUCCUAGCUACUCAGGAA